Messenger RNA from Hydatigera taeniaeformis, 558 nucleotides. NCBI's taxonomy places the organism in Eukaryota, Metazoa, Platyhelminthes, Cestoda, Cyclophyllidea, Taeniidae. The record is from the annotation of a GenBank genome assembly.
AUGUCAGUGAGCGAAGAGAAAGUGAAUGACCUUCAAUUGCGGGAAGACUGCUACGGUGAUAUCACUUCAAGGUCCAAGGUCGAUGAGGGUGAAUUAGGUCAAAACCGCCAUCAUGACAGUCCCCACUACCAUCAGCGUCAUUCCAACCGCUCCUAUCUUGACUCAAAGUCUACAACCGAUCCAAAACAUACAGCGCCUCUCCUCACCUCGCCUCCAGGUUUAAUUCGUCGAUUUGCGGAUUGCGAUCUCACUGGAGACUGUCAGACUCAUGAAACAACGCCACCAGAGUCAGAACUUCCAACUGGCUCCAGCAUUCCUGGAGACAAUAAAUCCUCACAAAACACAAAGUUGCUGAUUUCAGGAGGCAGAUGGAAGGGCAGAUUAUUCCGAACUCUAAAGAAAAAGGUGUCUGGUGGAGAGAAGUUGAUAGAUGAGAGUGUAAAAGAAAAUAAGAAGGGAGUGAGAGAAAGAUGGCGUCGAUUCAGGCCUCUAAAGGACAUCUUUCACCUCUACAGCAAAAAACGAUUGGUUCGCAAAUUGUCGUUCCUGGAUGACUGA